Molecule: messenger RNA, 345 nt
Organism: Lathyrus sativus (Indian pea)
Lineage: Eukaryota; Viridiplantae; Streptophyta; Magnoliopsida; Fabales; Fabaceae
Source: the annotation of a GenBank genome assembly
AUGGAGGCUAACAUCCACACUAUGGUGGAUCUGAUAUUUCUCUUAUCAACAUUGCUUGUUAUUUGGUUGAUAAGAUUCAAGUUGAAGUCAUCUUAUAUUAAGGAGUUUGACAACAUGCGGUUAUCCUUUCUGGUGGUGCCAUAUACAAUUUUGGCAAUAUUAGUACAUCCAUAUACAAAGCAUAUCUGGAUAGCUAGAGUUCUUUGCGCAUUCUCUGUGUAUUUGGAAACUAUUUCGAUUCUUCCUCAACUUCGUUAUAUGCAGAAAGCAAAGAUUGUUGAAACACUCACCGGAUAUUAUGUAUUUUCACUUGGUGUCUCUAGAUUCUUUGCACUAGCUUAUUGA